AAUUACCAAUUAUCACUGACUGUCUAACAGACUGUAUAAUCUAAUAUUUAGUACGAAUAUAGGUACCUACAAAAAAAAGAUUGUAAGGUAGUUUAAACUUUGCGUGACACAUAGAUUUCAUUUUGAUUGUAAGUGAUAUGGAUUUGUAACCGCGUGCUAUGACUGUAUUGAAUUUUGAAAUUUGAUUAUUAGUUUUUAUUACUCCUAAAAUGGAACAUUUAAAUUCAUGGAUUUAUUUAUGGAUAACAAAAAUGGAAGAAAACGAGAUAAGCGAGAGUGCCAAAUGGCCCAUAAUUCUUAUGAGAAAUGAAGGUCGGAGUGUGGUUUGGGCGGUGAGUUAUUGGUUGGGAGUCGACUGCAAAGGUAUCCCUGGUCAAGCCUGCCGACUACUGGAGCGUUUCAUAAGCAUUCGUACCCGAAAUGUAUACAGACAAUUAGAUAUAGAUGAAAUGAGAAACGUACAUCAGAUAUUAACGACGCAGUCGCUCUUGUACGUGGCGUGUUGUGUUAAUCUGGCGUCUAAGAUGUGUAGCGCAGCUCUGUCUCGCGGCACCCAUAUGAUACAGGAAUACUUGGCAGAACACGGCUUUGACUGCUCUUGUGAAGUUAUUAAAUCUACAGAAAGCGAUAUCUUUAGUACCCUAGGAUUCCAAAUACCACUAUACACUAGCGUAGAAGUGGCUGAGAUAAUAGCAAUGGAUGUAGGUCUGCCCCAAGAUUUGAUAGAGGAAGUGGCAGUACUUACCAACCUGCUGGAGUACCGGCGGGACAAGCUGACGGAUCUCAUCCAGAUAUCUGUAGUACUAGUGCGGUUGACGGAGUCUCUGGAGUUCACUUCACUUCGGAUGAUCCACAUAACAGCCGGAGCUGUGGCUACAGUUAUUAUACAACAUAACUUAGUGGAUGCAACAUCAUCUAGACCUACACCCAUCAUUCGACUCCAGCGCCUCACUGAACUGCCCUUCACAUUAUUAAGGUGCAUCGUCAAUUCCAUUUAUGAUAUUGUAAGAAUGUUAGACAAGGAGCGAGAAGAGAGAGAUAGCAAAUCCUGAAACAAGUGAUCGUUACAGAUGUUGUUGUAAUUGUAAUUUAUAGGUAAUUGUGUUAUUAACGAUCAAAUA
Messenger RNA from Achroia grisella, 1121 nucleotides. RefSeq lists its product as uncharacterized. The transcript has 6 exons. Bases 210 to 1052 code for a protein of 280 amino acids. The record is from RefSeq and is a predicted model, not a curated record. Lineage: Eukaryota; Metazoa; Arthropoda; Insecta; Lepidoptera; Pyralidae.